AGAAGCUGCUACAAACAGCCAGAGGUCUUCCAGGUCUCUCCUGUCCAGCUGUUUCUUCAGUGAACCCCCCGUGUAGCAAGGUUGUUUUCCCUCUUUCCCAAAGCACAAAUACACUUGGCUUUGCUUCAAAACUUCAGCCACAGCAGAAUGUUUAAAAAACUCACCAAAUUCCUUGUAAGUCAAAUGGAUCCAUGCAAAGAAUUGGUCCCUGUCGAGAGCAUCGCAGACAAUGAGCAUUUCAGGCCUCUCUGUCUACUGAUAGAAAGAAGAAAAUCAAACCGCAUAUUCCACUCAGCUCCCUACUACCAGAGGACAGGGUUCACACUGGAAGAUGUGCUGCUGCCUGGAGAAGAUGGUAAAUGCAUAGAGUCUCUCCAUCAAGAUUCCAGCCAAUUUACCCUCAGAAAAACCAGCGCUGACCAAGCUGAUGGAGGUCUCAGCAUUGCUUUUGACCCUGCAAGUGUUGGGCUGCAAGGAGGUGCCUCCUUGUCCAAAGAGUUUUCCAUUACACCACAGAAGAAGAGCGUAUCGCUGGAAUCACUGGAGGCACUGAGAAGAGAAAGGGAAAUCAACAUGGAUCAUUCCUUCAUCCAGCAACUACGGAGAACAGACAUCAAACUAUGUAUGGUCACUGAAAUCCUCGAAGCCUCAGAGGAGGCCGUCUACAGGGAAUCCACCAAGGCAGACGGGGGCAUCAAGGCCAAAUUUUAUGCCACGUUCUGUGCACAGGUUUGGCUCCUC
Molecule: messenger RNA, 741 nt
Organism: Cyanistes caeruleus (blue tit)
Lineage: Eukaryota; Metazoa; Chordata; Aves; Passeriformes; Paridae
Source: RefSeq, a predicted model, not a curated record